Cuscuta campestris is the source of this 2038-nucleotide messenger RNA. Lineage: Eukaryota; Viridiplantae; Streptophyta; Magnoliopsida; Solanales; Convolvulaceae. The record is from the annotation of a GenBank genome assembly.
UGUUAAGAUCUAUAUUGACUUUCUCACAUAUUUUUUUAUUUUAAAAAUAUUUAUUUUAAUAUUUAGAAAAUGUUUAUUUAACAUAUAUUAGAUCCAUGUAGUAAUUUGGCCUUUAAAUAAUUCUCAAUUUCUCAUUUCCGUUACCCCCAUAUUCCCCACCUGAGCAUUACACUUCCCAAUGGCCAGUCACUUCCAAAGUAGUUUCCGAAGCGCCGCCCCACGCGCCGCCGUCUCCGCACCCCAGAGACACCACCUAGGGUACCCGUUUUCCAUUUUCACUAAAGAUCCUCUUUUGAUCCGGAGGAGGCUCUCCCAGAUAAGGAAGAACUCAAGAAUCCAAGUAUCUGAUGGAGGAGACCUGUUGCAGACGGCGGUGGAUCUCGAGAGUAAGUCUCUCUACUUCCAGAAAAUCGUCGAGAACAGCGGAAAAGGCCCGGCCGGAGAAGAGGAGGUUAGCCCGGAAGCUUUGGGGAAGAAAACCGAAGAGUUCAAGAAGAUUCUCGACUUUUCCUCGGAGGAGAGGGAUAAAAUCCAGAGAAUGCAGGUCAUUGACCGUGCGGCGGCGGCGAUUUCCGCCGCUAGGGCACUGUUGAAGGAGAACCCUCUGCCGCAGCGGGAGGCUUCCGGUGAAAUGGAGGAGGCUCAGGGCGGCGAUGGAAAUGGGGUGAUUCAAAAAGCACCAAACAAUGGGAGCUUAUCGGUUCCUCAACCGGCGAAUACUACCCCUGGUCCAAGCUUUUGGGCAUGGACACCUCCUCCAGACAGCUCCAUUGAUGACAAAAAACAACUUAAAUUGGAUGCAAAAGUUUCUGCACUUCCCAAUCCAAGCACUCCUGUAAUGGAGAAAGAACGUUCGGCUGAUUAUCUGUUGAUACCAUUUGAGAGUGGCAUUUUGGGAAGUACCAAAAUUGACCCACUCCUACCCCCUCUUCAGUCACUCGUGGAGGUGGAAACCCCGAGCGCCACUGUGGAGACACCCCAACAUCAAGAGGAGGAACAUGAACUCGGCGUCCAGUUUUCAACGCAGGCUGCUGAGGCUGUUCUUGCACUGGAACAGGCUUCUCCUACCCAUGGAGUUAAUCCCGAUGGAUCAAAGUGGUGGAAUGAGACCGGAACCGAACAAAGACCGGAUGGGGUUUUGUGCAAGUGGACUGUGACUAGGGGUGUAAGUGCAGAUAAGGCUGUUGAAUGGGAAAACAAGUAUUGGGAAGCUGCAGAUGAGUUUGGGUACAAAGAAUUGGGUUCUGAGAAAUCCGGGCGUGACGCGGUUGGAAAUGUAUGGCGCGAGUAUUGGAGGGAAUCCAUGUCUGAGAAUGCUGGGCUCGUUCACAUGGAGAAAACUGCAGACAAGUGGGGAAAGAAUGGGAGAGGUGAAGAGUGGCAGGAACAAUGGUGGGAGAAGUAUGAUGCAUCUGGCCAAGCUGAGAAAUGGGCACACAAGUGGUGCAGCAUUGAUCCUAACACACCCCUUCUUGCAGGCCAUGCUCAUGUGUGGCAUGAAAGGUGGGGCGAGAAGUAUGACGGGCAAGGCGGGGCGGUGAAAUACACGGACAAGUGGGCGGAGAGGUGCGAGGGGGACGGGUGGUCGAAAUGGGGGGACAAGUGGGACGAGCACUUUGAUGCGAACGGGCACGGGGUGAAGCAAGGGGAGAAGUGGUGGGAGGGGAAGCACGGCGACCGAUGGAACCGCACGUGGGGUGAGGGGCACAACGGCUCGGGGUGGGUGCACAAGUACGGCAAGAGCAGCAGCGGGGAGCAUUGGGACACCCACGUGCGGCAGGACACCUGGUACGAGAGGGUCCCGCACUUCGGCUUCUACCAUUGCUUUGAGAACUCGGUCCAACUCCGGGAAGUCAAGCGGCCGUCGGAGUCGGAGGAGUCCUAGGAGGGAGUGUUUUGUCAUUGUUUUUAUGGUCACAUGAAUGGUGUAUGUGUGUGUGUGUAUAUGUUUGUGAGAUUUAUGUAUACAAAAAAAAAUGUUUGGUGUGAAAUGUGUUACUCCUUGUUAAGAAUGGUGAAAUAAAACUUUUGUGUUUGG